Molecule: messenger RNA, 672 nt
Organism: Ochotona princeps (American pika)
Lineage: Eukaryota; Metazoa; Chordata; Mammalia; Lagomorpha; Ochotonidae
Gene: MYL10
Product: myosin light chain 10
Exons: 6
Coding region: 173-616 (147 amino acids)
Cellular component (GO): cytoplasm; mitochondrion
Molecular function (GO): calcium ion binding
Source: RefSeq, a predicted model, not a curated record
UUCCUGCUGCCAGCCUGUGCUAGUAAGAACUGUGGAGGUUCUGGGAGAGAAGGUGGGCCUGGGAGGGUGCCUGGGGCUGGGAGUGACCCUUUGGUGCUCCCCCCACCCACCCCAGGCACCAAGGAGAGCCCGCAAGCGUGCAGAAGGUGGCGCCACCUCCAAUGUCUUCUCCAUGUUCGAUCAGUCCCAGAUCCAGGAGUUCAAGGAGGCCUUCACCAUCAUGGACCAGAACCGGGAUGGUUUCAUUGACAAGGAGGAUCUGCGGGACACUUUUGCUGCGCUCGGCCGUAUCAAUGUCAAAAAUGAGGAGCUGGAGGCCAUGGUGAAAGAGGCACCAGGCCCCAUCAAUUUCACUGUCUUCCUGACCAUGUUUGGGGAGAAACUGAAAGGCACCGACCCGGAGGAGACGAUUCUCCAUGCCUUCAAGGUGUUCGACACAGAAGGGAAGGGCUUUGUCAAGGCCGAUUUCAUCAAAGAGAAGCUCAUGACCCAGGCAGACCGCUUCAGCGAGGAGGAGGUGAAGCAGAUGUUUGCUGCCUUCCCACCAGAUGUGUGCGGCAACCUGGACUACAGGAACCUGUGCUAUGUCAUCACGCACGGAGACGAGAAGGACUAGGGCAUGUUGCGGGCUACGCUGGGGCCUGAAAGUGCUGGGCAGGCAGUGGAGGGCAG